Messenger RNA from Closterium sp. NIES-65, 744 nucleotides. The record is from the annotation of a GenBank genome assembly. NCBI's taxonomy places the organism in Eukaryota, Viridiplantae, Streptophyta, Zygnematophyceae, Desmidiales, Closteriaceae.
AUGCGUCAAAGGCAAUUAGUAAAUCCUGUGGGCCCUGGACGAAAAAGUCACCUGCCGUUUGCUGAGAGCGCGCACUUUGGCCAGUACAAGACCGCUAAGUCUCUUUAUGACGCUCUCGUUGCGUGCUACUCCUCCCCUACCACUAGUGCCCUCGGCCGCCUUAUACUGCGGUACUUGUUCCCUGACCUAGCCGCCUUUGUCACAGUCGCUGACCUCAUCACUCACAUCCGCACUAGUGACACCCGCUACCGCGCUGCGCUUCUCUCCGAGUUUCGCGCCAGGAACCCCCCCCCCAUGUACAUCACCCUCUUCUACCUCGUCACCCGUCUCCCUGACUCUCUUUGUUCAGUCAAGGACCACUUUCUCUCCCUUUGCCCCACUAAGCUCACCAUCGACCUGCUCGAGGAGCGCCUCACUGUAGCUGAGACUAGCAUUGUCGCUGUAGGAGCUUCUCGCGGCGACCCUCGCACCCCUUUCUUUGAGGGGUGUUCCCCCGUUCCCCUUUUGCCCUCUCUUGCUUCUACUGCUGCUGUCGACCUCGUUGGCACCGAGAAGGUCGGGGCUGCGUUUGCUCCUAGUGGGAGGCGCCGCAGCGGCAAGGGCAAGGGGGGCAAGGGUGGUGGAGGGGACGGCGGGGGCGGCGGUGGUGGCAGUGGAGGAGGCGGAGGGGGUGGGGGUGGAGCGCCGUGGGGAGACGUGCAGGCUGCCACACAUGACGCAGCGCUGUUUCGGUCGCCUGUCUGA